This is a messenger RNA of Otolemur garnettii (small-eared galago), 4602 nucleotides long. It is a transcript of the gene SSH1, whose product is annotated as slingshot protein phosphatase 1. Bases 1 to 3150 code for a protein of 1049 amino acids. Gene Ontology annotation, molecular function: actin binding; protein tyrosine/serine/threonine phosphatase activity. Gene Ontology annotation, cellular component: cytoplasm. Gene Ontology annotation, biological process: protein dephosphorylation; actin cytoskeleton organization; negative regulation of actin filament polymerization. The record is from RefSeq and is a predicted model, not a curated record. The transcript is spliced from 15 exons. NCBI's taxonomy places the organism in Eukaryota, Metazoa, Chordata, Mammalia, Primates, Galagidae.
AUGGCCCUGGUGACCCUGCAGCGCUCACCCACGCCCAGCGCCGCCUCCUCCUCGGCCAGCAACAGCGAGUUGGAGGCUGGCAGCGAUGAAGAUCGAAAGUUAAACCUCAGCCUAAGUGAGAGCUUUUUCAUGGUGAAAGGAGCCGCCCUCUUCUUACAACAGGGAAACAGCCCUCAAGGCCAGCGGAGUCUUCAGCACCCCCACAAACAUGCAGGUGACCUGCCCCAACAUCUUCAAGUGAUGAUCAACCUUUUGCGUUGUGAAGACAGAAUCAAGCUGGCCGUGCGCUUGGAGAGUGCCUGGACGGACCGCGUCCGCUACAUGGUGGUGGUGUACAGCAGUGGGCGCCAGGACACCGAGGAAAAUAUCUUGCUGGGAGUUGACUUUUCCAGUAAGGAAAGUAAAAGCUGCACCAUUGGGAUGGUCCUCCGACUGUGGAGUGACACAAAAAUCCACCUGGAUGGAGACGGUGGAUUCAGCGUGAGCACAGCAGGAAGGAUGCACAUAUUUAAGCCUGUGUCUGUCCAGGCCAUGUGGUCUGCCCUGCAGGUGCUUCAUAAGGCCUGUGAGGUGGCACGAAGACACAACUACUUCCCCGGCGGCGUGGCUCUCAUCUGGGCCACCUACUAUGAGAGCUGUAUCAGCUCUGAGCAGAGCUGUAUCAACGAGUGGAACGCCAUGCAGGACCUGGAGUCCACGCGGCCCGACUCCCCAGCACUGUUUGUGGACAAGCCAACUGAAGGGGAAAGGACUGAGCGCCUCAUCAAAGCCAAACUCCGAAGCAUCAUGAUGAGCCAGGAUCUAGAAAACGUGACCUCCAAAGAAAUCCGUAAUGAAUUAGAGAAGCAGAUGAACUGUAACUUGAAAGAAUUUAAGGAAUUCAUAGACAACGAGAUGCUCCUUAUCUUGGGACAGAUGGACAAGCCCUCCCUUAUCUUCGAUCAUCUUUAUCUCGGCUCUGAAUGGAAUGCAUCCAAUCUGGAAGAACUGCAGGGCUCAGGGGUUGACUACAUUUUAAAUGUUACUAGAGAAAUAGAUAAUUUUUUCCCUGGCUUAUUUGCAUAUCAUAACAUCCGAGUCUAUGAUGAAGAGACAACAGAUCUUCUUGCCCACUGGAAUGAAGCAUAUCAUUUUAUAAACAAAGCAAAGAAGAACCAUUCUAAGUGCCUGGUACAUUGCAAGAUGGGCGUCAGCCGAUCUGCCUCCACAGUCAUAGCCUAUGCCAUGAAGGAAUUUGGCUGGCCUCUCGAAAAGGCCUACAAUUACGUGAAGCAAAAGCGCAGCAUCACACGACCCAAUGCAGGCUUCAUGAGGCAGCUGUCAGAGUAUGAAGGCAUCUUGGACGCAAGCAAACAGCGGCAUAACAAGCUGUGGCGUCAGCAAACAGAAAGCAGCCUCCAGCCACCUGUGGAAGACCCUGCAGGACCCGGUGACUUCCUCCCAGAGACCCUGGAUAGCACCCCAGAGACCGAGGCACCCUGCCUGGAGGAAUCUGCCCAGCCCAUCUUCCCAGGCAGCAGGGCCCCUGGAGGGCCUGCUCUCCCGUGCUGUUUCCGGAGACUCUCAGACCCCCUCCUGCCUUCUCUCGAUGGUGAUACUGCCAGCUCAGUCCAGCUCCAGGACCUUGAGAGGGAUGCUCUUUUGGAGGAAGCAGCCCAGCCUGGGGAGGUACACAGGUCAGCCAGAUGUCCCCAGGAAGGUCCCAGGCUCUGUGAGAAGGAUGCCAAGAAGAAACUAGAAGUCGGGAGCCCCACACCCCCGAGUGGCUCCUUGCCUCAGGCAGAGGAGAUGGACAGGGAGGACAGCCCAGAAGCAGGGAGGUGGGGGCAGCCUCCACCCCAGCUUACCCGGGAAAAUCUAAAUAACAACAACAGCAAGCGGAGCUGUCCAGAUGACUUUGAGCACGACGCUAUAUUUGGGAUCCUUAACAAAGUGAAGCCCUCCUACAAAUCCUGUGCUGACUGCAUGUACCCUCCAGCCAGCGGGGCCCCCGAGGCCUUUGGGGAGCGAUGUGAGGACCCCUCUGCCCCUGCCAUCUGCACCCAGCCCGCCUUCCUGCCCCAUGUCACGUCUUCCCCUGUGGCCCACACAGCCAGCCGGCCCCGGUUCCAGGAGAAGCCAGCGUCUGGCCCCACCGAAACCCCCCAACUCCUCCCACCAGCAGGCUCCAGGAGGCCAGACACCAGUGGUUCUGGGGCUUCCCCAGGGCUACCAGCCAGUCUAUUGGAACCUUCUAGAGAGACCCUGAAAGUCCUGCCAAAGUCCCUCUUUUUGAAGAAUUCUCACUGUGAUCAGAGCCCUCCCAGCAUGGAAGUGGUGAAGGAAGAGCCAUCACCCAGGAAAGAUGCGAAGCCUGCUAAGGACCUUAGGCUUCUGUUCAGUAACGAGGGUGAGAAAUCCAUGACCAACAGCUACUUGAUGCAGCACCAAGAGUCUAUCAUCCAGCUGCAGAAGGCAGGCCUGGUCCGCAAGCACACCAAAGAGCUAGAGAGGUUAAAGAGCACACCUGCAGACCCGGCCACUCCCUGCAGGGACUGCACAGCUGGCAGGCUGGAGGCCAGUGUCCCCGAGGAGACCCAGGAUCCCGCAGCCCUCCAGGAGCCAAGUCCCCUGCCAUUCCCCAGCCCAGGCGGGAGCGAUGAGAAAUCAGAGGCUAUCCCCCUACCCUUGGAGGGAACCUCACUGAAGAGCCCCCCUCCCUUCCUCUGCCGCCUGGAUCAUACCAGUAAUUUCUCAAAAGACUUUCUGAAGACCAUCUGCUACACCCCCACCUCCUCUUCCAUGAGCUCCAACCUGACUCGGAGCUCCAGCAGCGACAGCAUCCACAGUGUCCGCGGGAAGCCUGGGCUGGUGAAGCAGCGCACCCAGGAGAUCGAGACCCGGCUGCGGCUGGCAGGCCUCACCGUCUCAUCCCCACUGAAGCGCUCACACUCACUUGCCAAGCUUGGGAGUCUCAACUUCUCCACGGAAGACCUAUCCAGUGAGGCCGACCCAUCUACCAUCACUGACUCCCAAGAUGCUACGAUGAGCGAGUCUUCCUUCUUGCGUGAGCCCCAGGUCCCCCCAAGGAACGCAUCUGCAGUCUCCAAACCAUCAGGGAAAUCUGCCCCAGAAAACUUGAAGAGCCCCACCUGGAAGAGCAAGAGCUGACCCGCCUUCCGCUUCACAGGGACGUACGUCUUCAUGAUUCCUCCCGUUGUCAUUUCACUAUGGAUUUGGGUCAGCCCCUUACAUCUCGAUUUCCCGUAAACAACUGAAGUCAUCCUAAUUUUCCCCCAUCUUGGCACAACGAGGAGGAGAAGAAACAAAAAUAACUUAACAUGUGGCACAAGAAGAAAGGGGGGCUGUCAGCUGUGUGGCCUGGGGGAGCCAGAAACCAUCAGCCAGCAGACACAGGACUCUCUGCUCCCAAGUCCUGUGUCUUCAAGAAAAAUCACGCUUUGAAAAGAAUGUGCCCAGACACACACCCACGUCCAAACUUCUCCAUUCACAGCCUGCAGAAGAAGAGUUGUGGCGAUGCCAUUGCCACAGCAGACGUUCUAGCUCAGCCUGGCCCUCUCAGAAAACUUGGAUGACAACAUAAGUCCUACCUCUGUUCUUGCUGUGCUUUUUAUUUUUAAAAUACAAGAACAACCAAGGGAAUAAUGCUGUGUUAGAAAGGGUUUUUCCCAGAAAAAAAAAAAAAAGAAUUUUCUCUUGUUCUGUUUUUGGGGGGUUUGUUUUGUUUUGUUUUCUUUUGGUUGGGACCCCAGAUGUGUCAAGACUCUUAACUGCCCCAGGCAGGGCUUGGUAACCCCCCAUGCUGUGAUUGAGCUCACUCUGUGCUGAGUGGCAGCAAAAGCUCACUCUCCCCUGGUUCUGUUGUUACAGCUGAGCUAUGUGUGUUUGACCAGCACAGGGAGGGCAGGUGGGGAAAGUGUGUGUGGGGGUUUCAGUUGUUGCUAGUGCUGAAAUUCAGAGCGCUCCUAGUGGAAGGGAGGGACCCACCCAGCGUUGCUGAUCCCCACCUGCCGCUGAACUGGACUUGCUUACCUUUAUUUAGGUUUUAAAAGUGCCCAAGUGUCCGGCAGGAGCGGUGGUUCUGAGGCAGGGUUCAUCCUGCUGGGAGCCUGGACCCUGAGGUUCAUUAGGCCCAUCUCUUCAUGUCUGGGGAGAGAAGGAGACUUCAGCAGUGAGAAACUUUAUCAUUCCUUCUCCAGCAGCAGCUGGAGAAGAUUGAGGCUGUGAAAAGGCUUCACAGAUGUUUACAGUUGCCCCUCGCUGCAGUGAGAAUACUGCUUCCUGUUUCUCUCCAUCUCCUCUGCAGCCAGGACAGGGAUCUGUAAGCCCCGCCUGGCCUCUGUAGGUGGCCCCUGUCAGGACCAGGUGAGCUCAUCCUCAGGCUCUAGACUUUGGUCAGAGGGCUACUCAUCUGCUGUCUGUCAGCAAGGCAGAAUGUUAAAACGUUUUGAAGAGAGAACAGCACUUCAGUAGACAGGCAGGAAGGCUGAAUUCAGGGAAUUAGCAAACUAUAAUGUAUGGCCCAUGAGCUAAAAAAGGAAGAAUAUGUGACAGACUGCAUGGCCUACAAAGCCUAAGAUAAUUUUCUUUUUUUUUUUUUUU